AUAAAAAAAAAAAAAAAAUGCCAAUCAUGGAAAUUAGGCCGUAUGAGGAUGAUAUAGCAGCACUAUUUGAGGCAUCUCAGAGGGGUUGUGUUUCAACUUUAAACACACUGAUUCAAAGAGAUCCUCUCAUUCUUGAUAAGCUUUCACUCACCUCCCUCACAGAAACUCCAUUGCAUAUCUCAGCCUUGCUUGGCCACCUUGCUUUCACUCAAAUCCUUCUCACUCUCAAACCAAAACUUGCUACCGAAUUGGACAUCUUCAAACGCACACCCCUCCACUUAGCAGCCGCCGAGGGUUGCAAAGAAAUUGUCCAAGAAUUAUUGAGGGUGAAUCACCAUUUAUGCAAGUUCCGAGACCAGGAUGGCAGAGCUCCUCUGCAUUAUGCAGUGAUGAAAGGACGAGUUGGUGCAGUGGAAAGUCUCAUCUGUGGUUGUCCAGAAUCGAUUCUGAUGCCCGUGGACGGAGGAGAAACGGUUCUGCAUUUGUGUGUUAAAUAUAACCAGCUGGAAUGUCUCAAGCUUUUGGUUCAAUCACAGAGUGACAAUGCAGAGUUUCUCAACCAAAAAGAUGAGGCUGCUGGAAACACAAUCUUGCAUUUAGCUGCAAUGUUCAAGCAAAUCGAGACUCUAAGAUUCUUGCUUACAAUACCAAGAGUGGCAGAAGCAUCAAAUUCCUUGAAUCACAAUGGUUUUACAGCCCUAGACGUUAUAGAGCAUAGUCCAAAAGACUUCAAAAGCAUCGAAAUUCGACAAGUUUUGAUGGAUGCCGGUGUCAAUAGAAGUGCAAACAACCUCCAAAACGGUAUUCCCCCAUUAACGCAAUCAUCAUUAACAGCUAACAAUGCCAGCAAUUUCCGAGCAGGUGAAUGGGUCAGAUAUGUGCAGCAGAUGUGGUGGCCCAAAUGGAUCAGACAGUGUUUAGGGUAUUCAAGCGAAAAGCCAGUCCUCGAUAGAGCUUCUGGUUUCUUGCAAGAGAUGCACAACACAUUGAUGGUAGUGGCUACAGUAACAGCACAAGUUGCUUUUCAAGCUGCAAAUAACCCACCAGGAGGAGUUUGGCAAGAAAAUAUAUUCAAUUCUACAAAAGGAGGUGCCUAUUGCAAUGAAACCGUAUGUGAAGCUGGAACAGCAGUUUUUGCUUACCACUCAAGAGAUGAUUUCCUCAAAUUUAUAACAUACAACUCGGUGAGCUUCGUUGCUUCUCUGACUGUGAUACUCUUGCUCGUUAGUGGAUUGCCUCUCAGAAACAAGCAUUUUAUGUGGGUUUUGACAUUUGCAGUGUGCACGGUUCUUACUUUCAUGGCGCUUACUUAUAUCUACUGUGUUAGCAUGGUGACCCCUGAUAAACUUACACCAAAGCUUUUUGGUAUGGAAGAUGUAUCUGUUAUCAUUUGGCUUGGCUUGCUCGGUGGUUUUGCAGCAAUUUGUCUACUUCGCUCCAUUGUUUGGCUUGCAAGAAAGUUUUUAUAGGCUUGGUGUUUGUUAUGUAUGGCUAGGCAAAGUACAAAAGAAGAAGGAGAAGAAGAAGAAGAAGAAGGUCCCGUUAAGUUGUGUGUGUGAUUUUAGUUUUGAUUGUUUGUUUAAGUUGAAAAAAAUAAAAACAAGAAAAGAAAGAUAUCAACUUUCUGUUGUUAAAAAGUAAAAUAAUAAUAAUUAUAAUAAUAAUUUGUAAUUUCAUGGCAAAGUGUUUGUAAUUCCAUUUUGAAAUACGUUUUCGCAUAUUAUCCAACA
Messenger RNA from Ziziphus jujuba (common jujube), 1730 nucleotides. RefSeq names its product ankyrin repeat-containing protein BDA1-like. NCBI's taxonomy places the organism in Eukaryota, Viridiplantae, Streptophyta, Magnoliopsida, Rosales, Rhamnaceae. Gene Ontology annotation, molecular function: protein binding. Bases 18 to 1469 code for a protein of 483 amino acids. The record is from RefSeq and is a predicted model, not a curated record. The transcript is spliced from 2 exons.